Molecule: messenger RNA, 4526 nt
Organism: Acanthochromis polyacanthus (spiny chromis)
Lineage: Eukaryota; Metazoa; Chordata; Actinopteri; Pomacentridae
Gene: smtnb
Product: smoothelin b
Biological process (GO): actin cytoskeleton organization
Cellular component (GO): microtubule organizing center; filamentous actin
Molecular function (GO): protein binding
Source: RefSeq, a predicted model, not a curated record
UCCUCUGUUCAAAAAGCUGCCAACGUCCACUUGUAUGAGUGUUUCUGCUUUCACUGCUGCUCCAGAGACGACUGAAGAGGACCGAAAUAUGCUCUGAACACGCCGGAUACUGCUUCACUUUCUUUGACUCGCAACAGAAACUAAGUUUUGAGAGAAACUGCAGAAAGAUAGAAUAAGGCAAGAAAAACAAGAUAGCGAGUCGUGCAGGUGGAACACGUUGCGGACCAGGGAACCACAUCAGAGCUUCUCGACUCACCUGAGGCCGAGCAGAAAGACGAAAAUGUCCCUGGAGACAUAUUCAGCGCUGGACGAGUCCUCCCUGCGAGCCCUGCUGGAUGGAACGGUGGACCUGGACGAGAGACGCCUCAUCCGUUCAGCCAUCCGGGAGCUUAGGAGGAGGGAGAUCGAGGACAUGGAGGCUGCUCUGGCCAGCAAGAGGUUUCGACCCACACGCCUGAAUCAGCAGGAGGACAAGGAGAACCAGCACAGGUCUGAAUCGAGCAACAACUUGGACAUUCUGUCACAGAAACUACAAUCAAUCCGGGACAUUGACGAGCUCACGAAAAUGCUCCGUGCAGCCAGCGAGUAUGAAGAGAGGAAGAUGAUCCGAGCAACUAUCCGACAAAUCAGAGACGAACAGCAGCAAGGGACUGUGGAUCUGGGUAAAGGUUCUGCUCGAUGCCUGGAACCUGAGAAUGUGGAGCCCCAGAGCAGCAUGGGAACUGUGGAGACCGAGCGGGAGAGUCACAGUGAGCAUAUCAGAUCUCAGAACCAGGAGUUGCGCAGCCAGCAGACACAACAAAGCAGAGAGCUGCAGAGAAUAGGGUCCAACUCAGGCAUGGUGUGGGUUCUUGAUCAGCUGAGCCUGACCUGGUUCUGUCUCAGCGUCAAAAGGUCAGACUCCUCAGCUUCAGACCACAGUGUGAAAAGAUCCACUAUGGAUUCGGUGGGCUCAGACAAGAGUCUGGGUUUCAGCCUUCAGAGCCCGCUGGACUCUGGAGCCUCCGACAAGAGCCAGAGUUCGCUCCCAGCUGACCUCGUCUCGGCUCUGGGACUUCAGACAGCAUCGGCACCUGAGAAGAAAGAUGUAUACUGGAACAGUUUCAGCCGCACCAACUCUGUUCGCGAUCGAAUGCGCAAGUUCACAGAGCCAGAGCCCAAGUGUUCCACUUUGAGGAAAACUCCGCUGAGGAACGGGGCCAGCAGCGGCCAGACAAAUUUCUCCAGAAGUGCUGAGCUGUUUACACACACGGCAGCAUCCCUCAGCACAUCUGGAGACAGGCCAGCCAGGCCUCGUGUGGACUCCACAUCUAUCACCUCCGCUGCAUCCCAGAGUCGCACACCUCAGCCAAGAGGUGUGGCCAGCAAACCUCUGUCCUCAGCCAGCCAAUCGCAGAACUCCAUGGGUGGGACGAGGCAUCCAGCUAAAAAGAUGUGCAUGCCUCCAGUUAACUCAAAGGAAGACAGGACCCCAGGGAGAGCAGCUGGAACAAGGUCACCAGGGAGAGCAGACCCGGACAUGAAGACUUUCCUCACCAUUGAGAUCAAGGAUGGGCGCACCACCACGUCCUCGACAUCAGCCCCCAGAGGCAACAUCGUACCCAUCACCACCAUGACGCCGCGCAUCACCACCAGUGCUCUCGGGCAAAGACAAGAGUUGACCCUCGGUCUAAGAGCAACGCCCUUCAAGAUCUCCUCAUCCAGCAUCACUUCUGGACCUGUCCAUCAAGCUCCGGAGGCUUUGGGCAGCCCAGACAGUGCUUGCGCUGAGUCCGGUCUGGAGGAGGUUAUCGUGGGGGAGAUCCACAGCGACCUGCAGGCCUUCGGGAAGCGAGUGGAUGCUCGCCUGGAGGAGGCAGCAGCUCAGGUGGCUCCUCUGGCCGAGGCCUGUGCUAUGUUGCAGGAGGAAAACCUGAGACUGAGGAUUCAGCAAGAAAAGAUGGUGAGAUGGGAGACGGAGCCCGUUGUUGCGUCCGAGCUGGUGUUUCAGCAGGAAUCGUCAGUCCAGGUGCCGUCAUGUCCCAGCCAUCCCAACGGCUCCAGCACUCAGGUCAAACCCGUCGACUGCUCCGGAAAACUGACCGUUGAACAGCUGGCUGCGAUCGAGGACGAAGAGCUCCUUGACAAAAUGGUAUUUCGCACCCCAAACUUUGAGGAGAGGAAGAUGAUCCGCAGCAUGAGAGACCUUCGCAAGAAAAAGAGAGAGGUCAUGCUGGGAUGUACUCAAGAGGAAAUAGGUAGGACAGAAAAGGAGCGCGAGACCCGUCUGCAGGAGCUCCGGCAGCAGAGAGAAGACAGAGCACAGAAAGGUCGCGCUGGGGCCGGAGCCGGAGAGGUGGUGAUGAGGAAGGUGGAGAAGUCGGCAGAUGGCUCGUCCCUCAGCCAAGUCACCAAGACAGACCGCUUCGCCCAGUCUGAUGAUGGGAGCAGAUCAACACGCAGCACUGUUGUUGAGGCUAGUUAUGUGACGAAAACAGACAGAGGCACAGUUCAGUCAAAAUCAUACAGUUACACCUCCUCCUCUAACACAAGCAAAAAAGUGGGCAGUGUGUUUGAUCGCGAGGAUGACACAUCGUCUCGAAGUGGCAGCGGUGGUUUGGCCGCGGUGGAGCGACGACAGGCUGAGAGGCGCAAAGAACUGAUGAGGGCUCAGACGCUGCCAAAGACGUCUGCCAUGCAGGCUCGCAAAGCCAUGAUAGAGAAGUUGGAGAAGGAAGGAGGCGGCCCUGGAAAUCAGGCAGUGGCCAAGGUAAACAAGGUCCAGCGCUCCACCAGCUUUGGUGUACCCAAUGCAAACUCCAUCAAGCAGAUGCUGCUCGACUGGUGUCGUGCCAAGACCCGCUCAUAUGAGCAUGUGGACAUUCAGAACUUUUCAUCCAGCUGGAGCAACGGCAUGGCAUUUUGUGCCCUUGUGCACAACUUCUUCCCCGAUGCCUUUGACUACAGCGCACUGAGCCCCAGCAACCGCAGGCAAAACUUCGAGGUGGCCUUCAGCGCUGCAGAGACCCACGCCAACUGCAUGCCUUUGCUGGAAGUGGAGGACAUGAUGAUCAUGGGUAAUAAGCCCGACUCCAAAUGUGUCUUCACCUACGUACAAUCUCUGGUCAACCACCUGCGCAGAUACGAGAUGUCCAUGGGUCGACCCUGUGACCUCUGACCUGUGUUCAGGUGGCGUUGGUCCUCUUCUCUUCACAAGCUGGGUCAAAUAGUUGCACAUCUCUGUUGGACAAAUUGGGGAUUGUGUGUGUGUGUUUGUGUCAGUUUGCUCAUUAUCUUUGUCGGCAGUGGUGACAUGUAUCGAUUAUUGCAGUUCUGUUCUGAAAACAGAGAACUCCAACCAUAAAGUGAGCGCCAAAGUUUUUUAAAAGACCUUUUAAGGUUUAAAUUUUUGCGCCUUUUUUCUACUCAAACUCCACUUCGUAACAGAUUAUAUUCAACACAAAGUAGCUGUGUCACUCCUCUAGAAUACUAAAGAACUGCUUAAAACAGAAAGAAGUCAUAUUUUUAUGGCAUUUCCCCUUUUAAAGUAUUUGUACCUACAGUUUUCUCUUCUACGCUUUUCAAAUUACUGUAAUUUGCCGGCACUUCUUUUGGCUAUUCCACUGAAAGAGAAAAAUGCACCCAUCCGCACGAUGCAUUAUUUCAUCUUUAUGUCGGUACUUUGUCAUUUCAAACCAAAUUCUGUUUGCUUGAAGUAUGUAAAUUAAGUUAUUAUUAAUAUUCUCAUGUUGAUGUAGUCAAUUAGCGUAUUACUUUGUAAUCCAUGAGCACGGGGAUGUUUUCUCAUCAUUAUUCAAGUGAAUCUAUUACUGUUGCAGUUAAGAGCUGAGUAAUGUCACUUUUCUAAACUCCACAGAGCUACUGAGAACAUGUAGGAGGUUUUAUGGUCUUCUGUGAUAUUAUAAUCAUAAACGAUUGCAGUUAAACCAGCUUUUGUGUAGGUACAAAGAAAAAAGGAGUGAGUCUGAUGUUGUACAGCUGAUUUGUAUCAUUUGAUGUUUGCUGACGUCGCCCUGCCAAACACACUCACACACAGCUCUUCUAGAGGACUCCUUAUUUAUGCUUGAGUAGACUUUUUUAAAUAUAUAAUUUCUUUUGUUAGUGUGUACAUUAUGCUUUUACAAGUUUUGUUUAAAGUAAGUCGAUAAGCUUAAGCUACCACAAUGUUUUCUGAAACCAGUUGCUUUUUGUUUGAAAGCCGGCUUUCAGUAAUCUUGACUGAUACCUGCUAAUUGUAUAUUUAUCGGCACAGAGCUAAGAAAAAACUUUAAUGAAGAUUUUUAUUCCUUUGUUCCUUUUAAGAAGAUGUCUAAAGUUCUGAUUUUGAUGAACUAUAUUUCUUAAAGCUCUGUUUCUGGUAGAUUUGAGAAAUUAUUUGAGAAUAUUACUCAACUGCUGCCAACUGAAAAACGAAACCUUCCUUGAAGCAGUGUGUUGUACAUAAGAGCUUAAACACGUUGUAAUUUCAUGUUUCUGUGCACCACAGUUAAAUAUGAAUUAACAAUUAAACCAAUUUAAGAACUGAA